This is a messenger RNA of Kazachstania africana CBS 2517, 1305 nucleotides long. RefSeq names its product Sip5p (gene SIP5). The coding region runs from base 1 to 1305 and encodes 434 amino acids. Gene Ontology annotation, cellular component: cytoplasm. Lineage: Eukaryota; Fungi; Ascomycota; Saccharomycetes; Saccharomycetales; Saccharomycetaceae. The transcript has a single exon. The record is from RefSeq and is a predicted model, not a curated record.
AUGGGGAACGUUCCAGCAAAGGCCGAACAAGACGAAGAGUAUGCAAAUCAAACGAGAUCAAGAAGACGAACUAUUUCAAAUGCUAAUUCUUUUGCCAGUAGUGGUACCGCCAGAACUAGAUCCAAACGUACCACCUCCUUGGUUGACUCAGUGCUAAAUAAUACGAAUAGUGCGAGAUCAAGAGGAAAUUCAACUUCUGAGAAUCCUUAUAGAAGAAGAAGUCCCAAGGAGAGAGAAGCUUUCAAAGAGAAAAGAGCCCAGGAUUUAGUAGUGAGAUUCAAUGAAACGGUGGAUGGUGGUUACCUAUCUCCGUUUGGUUGCUAUACAUUAGACAAGUUAGAUUACGAUAUUGAUAUUGUCAAGACAUUGAUUAUCGAAAGAAAAUUAGCACCAUUCUAUAUCCCAUUGCAAGAUUUUAAUCAAACUUGGUCAGACGACGAAAUUGUCAAAAUAGUGGACGGACUACCAUUACAUUCGUCCAACAAUGUAGAAAUUCCAGAUGAAUUAGAAGAUCUUUCGAUUGGUGAUUUAAGUAAUCCAAAUUUUGACUAUUUAAUCGAUAAAAAAUUGUCCAAGAAAGAUCAAAGUCGUCAAAGAUCAAAGAUCUUUAAAGCCAGAUUGUACCAGAAGAGAAUUAUAUGGCAAGAAACAGAAAACGAAGUUUUCUUAGAAAAAAAAUUAGAAGAGCAAUUGAAUAAAUAUUUACCAAAUGAUGCUUUGAAACUAAAUUUGUAUAAAAAUGGAACAGAAUGUCCAAUUUGUUUUCUAUAUUUCCCUAAACCAAUGAAUUAUUCAAAAUGUUGCCAACAGCCAAUCUGUACAGAGUGUUUCGUACAAAUAAAAAGAUCAGCGCCUCAUUUCCCACAUGAUGAAAAUGUUGAAGAUGUUGAUGAUGUGGAUAAAGAUCCAAAUUUAUUAAUAUCUGAACCGUCAAAUUGCCCGUAUUGUGCGACCCCUGAUUUUGCAGUUAUUUAUAACCAACCAAAUGAUAGAAAAGUAGGCAUCAAUGGCAUAUUACCCUCACAAUAUACCUUGGAUAAUAAAGUGUCCACUGACACCGUUACAGAGCCAUUUGUGAUUACGUCCGACUUUAUACGUCCUGAUUGGAAAAUUAAGCUAAAUAAAGAUAGAUUAAAGCUACAGAGAAGAUCAGCAAAUGCCACAGCCAUACAUUUAAGUAAUCAGCUAGUUGAUCCCUCGCAUAACUCUGCCACAAAUACUCGGACUGAAUUGGAAGAUCGUCUGGUUGAGGAAGCCAUCAAAUUAAGUCUGGAAGAAGACAAUGCGAAAAGUGAGAAUAAAUGA